GCUGUCUUCACCUGCACCCCCUCAGAUGAGUCUUGACUCUGCUUGUGGAAGGACGAAGAAAUCACGAAAAUUGCACGUAGACAAUAGCGGCUAAAUUGUAUUGACAAUUUUGUUGUGCAUCGGAGGAACGAAGUUGCUGGAUUUGUGAGUGACCAUCUCUUUAGCAGUAAUGUCCCAGUUUGGGUUUGAGACUGACAUCCACAAUGUCCUCCGGCUGGACAUGCCUAUCACAAACGCCCCGAUGGCGAGGUGGCAGAGGAAAGCCAGCACAUCCAGCUCCACCAACACAAAAUCCCUCUCACCAAACAAGAGUGUCAACCGAUCAGUGAGCCUUUCCAAAACCCCCAGUAAAACACCAGGAAAGAACGGCAAGACCCAAAACACCCCCUCUAAGGCAGGAGGAGAUCGAUUCAUCCCAACAAGAAAUAACAAGCAGUUGGAUGUAGCAAGUUUUCUUAUUUCCAAAGAAAACGAGCCAGUGGAAGACUCCUCUACAGCACCAAAUCAGAAAGCUUGGUCUGUGACACUAAAUGGAUAUGACAUUGAGGAAGCAAAGAUCUUGCAUUUAGGAGGAAAGCCACUGAACGCCCCUGAGGGUUAUCAGAACAACUUGAAGGUUCUCUACAGUCAGGUUCCCACACCGGUCUCGAUCAAGAAGAGCCGGUACAUUGCCUCCGUUCCAGAGCGAAUUCUAGAUGCCCCUGAUAUCAAAAACGACUUCUAUCUGAACCUGAUGGAUUGGGGAAGGCAGAAUGUUUUGGCAGUUGGCCUUGCCAACCAAGUGUAUUUGUGGGAUGCUGGCAUGGGGAGCAUUGUUUUAUUGAAGAAAAUGGAGGAUGAUAAUGAAUACAUCUGUUCUGUCUCAUGGAGCAAAGAUGGCAAUUUCUUGGCUGUUGGGACCAGUGAUUGUAAAGUCGAGUUAUGGGAUGUUCAGUGCCAAAAGCGUCUCCGCAGCAUGGAUGGCCAUUCGGCAAGGGUUGGUUGCUUGAGUUGGAAUGAUCAUGUUUUGUCUAGUGGCUCCAGGUCUGGUUUGAUUCAUCAGCAUGAUGUUCGAGUAGCAGACCACCACAUCUUUACCUUCGGUGGACACACUCAGGAAGUCUGUGGCCUUACCUGGUCUCCAGAUGGGAAAUAUUUAGCUAGCGGUGGCAAUGACAAUAUGGUGUACGUUUGGCCAAUGACGACGGGUUCGGAAUAUCAAGCCAUCCAUGCUCUAAGUGAACACCAGGGAGCGGUCAAGGCUUUGGCAUGGUGCCCUUGGCAGCCUAGCAUCCUUGCAUCAGGAGGGGGCACCAGUGACCGUCAUAUUCGCAUCUGGAAUGCCAACAGUGGCUCUUGUAUCAGUGCAUUUGAUACUUGUUCACAGGUAUCGUCUCUUGUUUUUGCACCGAAUUACAAAGAGUUGGUGUCUGGCCACGGUUUUGCUCAUGACAAGGUUAUUAUCUGGAGAUACCCCUCACUCACUAAAGUUGCAGAGCUUGAAGGACAUGAAGACAGAGUCCUCAACUUGGCUAUGAGUCCAGAUGGUUCAACUGUGGCUUCUGUUGCUGCUGAUGAAACCAUUCGACUUUGGAAGGGUUUUGAAAAGGAUGCCAUCAAGAAACCCAAGCCCACCAACAGCAUCAUUCAACAACGUAUUCGAUAAUGGAUAAUGGAUUUU
Molecule: messenger RNA, 1660 nt
Organism: Rhinichthys klamathensis goyatoka
Lineage: Eukaryota; Metazoa; Chordata; Actinopteri; Cypriniformes; Leuciscidae
Gene: cdc20
Product: cell division cycle 20 homolog
Exons: 11
Coding region: 170-1645 (491 amino acids)
Biological process (GO): anaphase-promoting complex-dependent catabolic process; positive regulation of anaphase-promoting complex-dependent catabolic process; positive regulation of ubiquitin protein ligase activity
Cellular component (GO): anaphase-promoting complex
Molecular function (GO): ubiquitin ligase activator activity; protein binding; anaphase-promoting complex binding
Source: RefSeq, a predicted model, not a curated record